Molecule: messenger RNA, 2060 nt
Organism: Misgurnus anguillicaudatus (oriental weatherfish)
Lineage: Eukaryota; Metazoa; Chordata; Actinopteri; Cypriniformes; Cobitidae
Biological process (GO): regulation of transcription by RNA polymerase II
Cellular component (GO): chromatin; transcription regulator complex; PcG protein complex
Molecular function (GO): DNA-binding transcription factor activity, RNA polymerase II-specific; RNA polymerase II cis-regulatory region sequence-specific DNA binding
Source: RefSeq, a predicted model, not a curated record
CCACUAAAGAAAGAAAGAAAGAAAGAGCUUGCUCGCGUGUGAUGUGUUUAUGUAUCAUGAGUGUAUUUCUCUCUUGAGUGUUUUAUUGAGUGUAAACAGAGUCUUGUCUCUGUGUAUUUCAGUGUUGAUAAGAUGGAUGUGAUGUGCUGUAAAUCAGGAACUGAUCAGGACUUACAGGAUGAUGAAUCUACUGAUCAAACCUCCACAGAGUCUCUGGAUUCUGUCUGUAACGCUGGAGAACAGCAGCAGAUCCUGCAGACCAAACUCAACAUGUGUUCAGUCAAACUGGAGGACAGCUCGAACCUCAUGAUGAAGAUCAAAACUGAACCCAAAGAAAUAAAAACUGAACCUACAGAAAUAAAAACUGAACCAACAGAAAUAAAAACUGAACCAACAGAAGAUGAAGAUGAAUAUGAAGACAAACACAAUUAUGGUCAUGAUUUUAUUCUCUCAGGUGAGAAGAGUGAUUCAAGUUACGAUGGAGAAAUAAUGUCCUCAACAUCAAAAGAGCGACAGACAGCACAAACUCAUUCCUGCAUCACCGGUGAAGAGACAUUGAACUCACAGAGACAUUUAGAGAGAAAACACACAGAACAGAAACUCUGCACCAGAUCUAAGAUCAGCUUUACUACCUUACAAGAGAAGAAACUUCAUUCAGAAGAGCACAGAGAGAAGAAGAAGUUUGACUGUCAGCAGUGUGGGAAGGAUUUUGACUUACUAUCUAAUCUAAAAGUUCACACGAAGAUACACAGCAAUGAAAAGCCUUUCAACUGUAGUGAGUGUGGCAAAUAUUUCAGCACCAAACAAAGCCUUGAUAUUCAUCAGAGAAUUCACACAGGAGAAAAACCAUACGAGUGUCCUCAAUGUGAGAUGAGAUUCAGCCACAGAGCUUAUCUGAAGACACAUGUGCUUUUUCACACCAAUGAGAGACCGUUUCAGUGCAGUGAAUGUGGAAAAACCUUUAGGUAUUCAUGUUCAUUAAAAUUACACCAAAAAAUUCACUCUAAAGAGAAACGCUAUCAAUGUUCACACUGUGAUAAAAGUUUCGGUCAGAAAUCUCAUCUGAUAGUCCAUGAGAGAUUGUACACUGGAGAGAAACCUUACGUCUGUAGUGUUUGUGCCAAGAGUUUUAAUCAACAAUCUAAUUUAGUGAGACACCAGAGAACUCAUACAGGUGAAAAACCUUACAAAUGCUCUCAGUGUGAGAAGACGUUUGCUGCGGCAGGUUCCUUAAAAGCCCAUGAGAGAGUUCAUACUGGAGAGAAACCUUACCACUGUAAUGACUGUGGGAAUAGUUUUAAACAACAUAAAACUUUAGUGUUACAUCAGAGAACUCAUACAGGUGAAAAACCUUACAAAUGCUCUCAGUGUGAGAAGACGUUUACUCAGUCAAGUCACUUAAAAAUCCAUGAGAGAGUUCACACUGGAGAGAAACCUUACGUCUGCUCGAUCUGUGGGAAGAGCUUCUUUAAUAAAACUUCUCUCAACUAUCAUAUGAGGGUUCACACUGGAGAAAAACCUUACGUCUGCUCGAUCUGUGGAGAGAGAUUUACCAGUGCAGGACCUUUUAAGAGUCAUCAAAAGAAACAUGCUGAAGAACAAACUGAUUUGUGAAAAAGACUUUGUCUCAGUUUUCACCCCUGAUGAACAAAUAUACACAAUAUAUAUAGUGGCAAGAAAAAAUAUGUGAAUGUUUUGGAAUUUCAUAGUUUUCUGAAUAAAUUUGUAAAAAAAUGUGAUCUGAUCUUCAUCUAAGUCAAGGGUUAUGACAAGCAUAAUGUGUCUAAAAAUAAUUACACAAAAAUGUUGAUCUUUCAUGUCUUUAUUGAGAACAACAACAAAAAAACAUAUAGUGCAUAUGGAAAAAGUAUGAAACUAAGAUAGAAUUACAAGAUGUGGCAAUUGCUCUUGUUGAAUAAUUAGCAAGUUUUGAUGGAAAUUAUAAGGAAGAAAUAGCUGCUUUGACAAACGUUUAUUUAUUUUCUGUAUUUUCCUUAACACUUUUAUAAUGUCUUUUAUUUGAACAAGUACAUUAUUAAAACCAUUUAAACAUUUCACAA